AGAGGCUGCGACAGGUGGAUGAUGCAUCGAACGCACUUCAGCAUCAAGCACAGCACGACCACGAACGACCGCCCGCAGCGCCCACGAUGCUCCGGCGCCUCUUCGCCAUCGUUCUCGUAUGGUGCUGUCUCGAGCUAGGUGCCGCCGAGAGCACGAUCUGCUCAACGCCGACCUGCCGCCUCCUCUCGGGCGAGCUCUGCGCCCGCGCCACACAUGCCUGCCCCAUCUGCCUCGUCGCCUUGGGCGCCAACGACACGCGAUGCGUUGACGCACUCAACAGCCUCACCGAAGGCAUCGCCAAGGCCGAGUGUCUCCUUGGCACCAAGUGCACGCCGCCGGCGUCGGCACCGACGGCGACACCGGCCAUUGUGCCACUGCGCACCUCACGCAACGAAACCCAAAGCCCGGCACUCAACGCCGAUGGCCCCGGAACACCCGUCGUCGUCACGUCGUCACCAACACCGGCCAACAACGCGACGAUGAUCGUCUCGCCAUCGCCCACGACCGCGUCGACGGCAUCGACGGACGAUGCGUCGUCGUCGUCGCUGAAAAAUUACGUUGGCGUCUCCGUGUGGGCAACAUUUUUGAUUGCAGGCAUCCUCUUGGCGCGGCGCAUGUACCGGCAGACGGAAGCCAUCGACGAUGCGCCGCGGCUCAGCGCCGACUCGAAGGACGGUAUCGCGAUGCUCGACAGCUACCGCCCGUCGAUGGCCAAGUUUUACAGCACGCGGUCCGAUCCUGUGCUCACGCGUGGCCGGCCCCUCGACACGUUCCGGGGCAUGAGCCUCCUGAGCUUGUCGUCGACCAACACGAUGAACAACAACGGGACGCUGCUCGAGCGCGGGUCCAAGCCCGCGGUCGUCAACGUGCCGUUCCACGUCUUUGACGAAGCAGACGAGGAGAUUGCGACGAUGCGGCGACCCAACGACACGUUCAAUAGCAACGCGACGUUCAACAGCAACCACGAUUCGGUCGAAGACGGCGUUUGCUUUGAGAGCAUGCGGACGCGCAUCUCCAACAUGACAAUGAUUGACGCCCAGCACAUCAUCUAGUCGAGAACCGCGUCCUCAUAAACUAUUAUUUAUACUGUCGAUAGAACCAAUGCGUUUGUCCAGUGCCCACUCGAACCGAAACGUGCAAACUCCAUUUUGCAAAGUGCAAACG
Molecule: messenger RNA, 1164 nt
Organism: Saprolegnia diclina VS20
Lineage: Eukaryota; Oomycota; Saprolegniomycetes; Saprolegniales; Saprolegniaceae
Exons: 2
Coding region: 87-1052 (321 amino acids)
Source: RefSeq, a predicted model, not a curated record